Messenger RNA from Lachnellula hyalina, 1905 nucleotides. RefSeq names its product Efflux pump. NCBI's taxonomy places the organism in Eukaryota, Fungi, Ascomycota, Leotiomycetes, Helotiales, Lachnaceae. Gene Ontology annotation, molecular function: basic amino acid transmembrane transporter activity. The record is from RefSeq and is a predicted model, not a curated record. The transcript has 3 exons. Bases 1 to 1905 code for a protein of 634 amino acids. Gene Ontology annotation, cellular component: fungal-type vacuole membrane. Gene Ontology annotation, biological process: transmembrane transport; basic amino acid transport.
AUGGCCACCAUGUUAUACAAAAAGUUCCUGAAAAAGUACUCGAGUCAACAGACAUCUCCGAGUCAGACACCCUCUUGCAUUCACCAAAGAGACAUAAGCAACGCUUCUGAUAUCCCUCUCGUGGAACCCCAUACGAGACGCGAGAAGGAUAUCCCCCGAACCAUCGAUAAAAGUUUUGUUUCCGAUGGAGACGAUGCUUGUGAGGUUUGCCGAUAUCAGAAGCAGGCAUUGAGAAAGUAUCGCUGGAAAGUCAUCGUUGGUUUAUCUUGCCCAUUCUUGGUGCAAGCACUAGACUCAACCAUAAUCGCAGGUGCUUUGCCUUAUAUUGCGUCUGAUUUCCACCAGCUUUCGCAACUAAACUGGAUCAUCUCAGCGUUUAAACUUACUUCGGCCACUUUUAUUCCCCUCUGGGCCCAAUAUGCCGAUGUCUUUGGUCGCUAUACUGCGAUUCAGACAGCCCUUCUUGUCAUGUUACUUGGGAGUAUCCUCUGUUCGGCAGCUCCGGUCACUUCAUUCGCGAUGCUUCUCGUGGGUAGAGCAUUUCAAGGACUCGGUUGUUCUGGCCUGCUGAUUAUUACGAAAAUCGUCCUCGCCGACAAAGUUUCUCUGAAGGAAAAUGCGAGGAAUAACACAACGUUCACCAUCGUUGCAGGUAUUGGCUACGGUGUGGGUCCUGUCAUUGGUGGGUACUUGACCCAGGCUAGCUGGAGAUGGUGCUUCAUCAUCAACGUUCCCCUAGGUAUUCUCGGUCUCGCUCUCGCGCAUUUCGUUCUGCGACCAGAGCUGCUAGGACCACAGAAGGUCACAAGAACAAACAGUCCCACGGAUGUCGAAGUCUCUCAGACCUUCAGGGCAAAAGUGGCCACCAUCGACUUCGUUGGGCAAUUCCUUUUCCUCUUUGGAAUCGGUCUUUUAGUGCUCGGCUUGACCUGGGCAGGAUCUUACUAUCCUUGGUCAGACGUCAAGGUCCUCACUCCUCUUAUUGUUGGAUGUAUCCUGACAGUUGCUUUCAUCGCAUGGGAAUAUCUAAUGCUUCCUGGCAGUACACUUUCUCUAAGUUUUCCAACUCAAAAAGCCAUGAUUCCGUUCAACCUCGUUUGUUCACGGAAUGCGGGAGUGUUAAUGUACAUCAAUUUUGUCACUGGCAUGGCUAUGUACGCCGUAUUUUAUUUCGUCGGCUUGUACUUCGCGCUGGUCAAGCAAUUCGCAUCUGGAAAGUCAGGUUUGAACUUGAUCUACUACAUGCCCGGUGGCGCCUACAUCGCAAUGUUCGCGUGCAACAAAUUUCCCCUCCAAACAUUCUUCCCCCUCAUUCUUGGCACAUUCAUCGAACCCCUUGGCAUCACCCUCCUAGCCUUAGCCCUCAACAGUAACAACCAAAGCACCAUCUACGGUAUGCUCGCCCUGACCGGCAUUGGCACCGGCCUACGGUUCAUGCCCGGAACCCUCCACAGUAUCGCCUACUUUCCAGCACAAAUCGCAAGCAUCAUCUCCAUGACAUGCCUCUCAACCAGCCUAGGCGGCAUCAUCGCUACUACGCUCAUGCUCAACAUUUUCAACAAUACGCUCCGGGCUUCCGGAAUCUCGUUCAGCGGUAGUGCAGACUCGGCCUCGAGUUUCGACGCCAUUGCGGGCAUGAAUCCGCAGCAGCAGGCUUUCUUGAGGGAGAAGGCUAAGAGGGGAAUCGUGCUUGCUUUUUACGCGCUGAGCGCUUUUUGCUGGCUGGGUGUGCUGGCUUGUUUGGCGCUUGGGAAUGUGCAGAUUGGGAAGAGUGGAAAGGAAGAUAAAGUUUGUAAGGGGAGUUAUAUUGGGAGUGUGUUGUGGAGGCGUGAUGUGGCCCUGGAGACUAUUGAAGAGGGUCAGAGCGAAAGCGUAGAGCAUGGAACACGGAGUCUUGAGAUGUAG